AGUUUUGUCAGGCUCUCUGCAGAGGGCGACAGGUGCGCGCUGCCCGGGCCUCUGACGUCAUUAAGGCCCGAAGAGCAAGCGAGGAACGCCAGGGAAAGAGAGGGACGCAGCAUCCGGAUCCCAGGGAGAGAGGGGAAGCCAAAACACUGCUCCCGAACGGGUCCCAGAAAUGGAGGUCGCAUCUUCCGCCUCGCAGCAUCGCGGUCGGCGGAGCGAGGCCGCGCUCGGCACAUCCGUGGCUGGGAACGACGCAGUGCAGUCCAAACCGCGCCGCCGCGACUCUGUCUGCGAGUAGCCUCGCGGCUCACGACGACGUAGUUGGCUGGGCUCGUCAGCUGUGCGGGAUCGUUCGGGAUAGAGUGUAACGAUGAGGACGACGGCCGCCACCGCAGUGGGCACCGAGCGGGGUCUCGGCCGAGCGUGGCUCCUCUCGAUUGCAUGGCUCGUCCUUUGGCAAGGCGUCUGCCAAGCCGUCAGAAUUGGCGUGCUGCUUGAGCCCAAGCAUAGAGACGCAUGGCGCGAAUUCGAGUGGGCCAUGAGCAGCUUCAACACGAGCCAGACUGCCAAGCGCCUGGGCAUCGAGUUCAGCACGUACGCGGCUACAGUCGACCACGGCGACGACCUCUUCACAGUGACACACGAACUGUGCCGACAGCUAACUGCUGGAGUGACGACUGUGCUGAUCCCGACGUCGGGGCUUUCGGACGCAGCAGUGCGUUCGCUCUUCGCCACCACGAACGUGCCACGCGUCGCACCCGGCGAAAGCUGCGCCCCCGAAAACGACGCGGCGGCCAACGAGACGGCGCGCGACGACGAGGCCUCCUCGCCGCGGGGGCAGCCCGAGCCGGCCGCGCCUCUCGGGGUCAGCAUGAUGCCCGACCUGUCGGCAGCCGUGCUUGACCUUGCCCGCGCGUGGAACUUCCGCUCGGCCGUCUUCUUAUACGACUCAGACCAUGCGCUGGCCACUCUGGGACGGCUGCUGCAGCCGCCGGAAGGCCGCCAGCGGCUCGGCAUCACGCGGGCGUUGCGAGUGUCACGUGACGGAGGCUCGGAGGCUGCGCACGCCAUCCUAUCCGGCAUGGAGCGCGCCAACCCGCACGCUCGUAAGUUGGUCGUGCUCGACUGUGACCACCAGCUCGCCAAGGACAUCGUCAUCCGGCACGUGAGAGACAUCUACAUGGGCCGGAGGAACUAUCACUACGUGCUCGCGAGGCCCGUUGUAAGCCACCGGUACCUUGAAGGAGUCACUGAAUUCGCUGCUAUCAACAUCACAGCGUUCAGGUUCCAAAACACCGAGGAAUUGACGCAAACCUACAAUUACAGAACAACGGCCGAAGAAGCGGCCAUCGCGGACGCGGCGCAGCUGCUGAUCGGCGCGUACCGGACCCUGCGGGAGGAGCCCCCCGCCCGCAACGGUGACCUCUUCGAGGACCGCGUGCGAGUGGCCCCUGGUGCGGCCACCCCCCAGUGUGGUCGAAUCGCCUACCUCACCCAGCAGCAGGGCCGAGUGGUCGACUCGUACCUCAAGGGCGUUGUAUUUGACGGAAAGACAGGGAGGGUCGAAUUCGACGAGAGAGGUUGCCGCGUCAAUUUCACGGUCGACGUGAUUCAAGUCAACGGGAAAAACCAGUGGCUUAAGACUGGGACUUGGUCGAGCCGGGGCUUUAUGUCGAUUGGAGGACAAGAGGAAGUGACCACGAAAUACGACAAGGACUACGUGCACAGGGUUGCAAUGACUCUGGCAGAGCCAUUUCUGAUGCGGAAGACUCGGCCCAUCGAGACUGACCGGGGUGAACCAGAAUACGAAGGGUUCAACAAGGACCUUAUGGAGGCAAUCAGCCGCAUCACCGGCAUCAGAUACGCCAUUCACGUUGUCAAGCAGGGAUCCCAGAUGGCUAGCUGGAAGAGCUCCUGGGAAGGCAUGAUCACCGAGAUCCUCAACGGGGAGGCCGACGUCGCCGUAGGUGACAUGGCGGUCGGAUCUCACCGCUGGUACGACGUGGACAUGACGCUUCCCGUUCUCAACACUGGCCUAGCGGCAGUGGUGAGAAGGACGGCGCUCAAGGGCGUGGGCCUGCGCACUUUCAUAGCCGCCUUCGAUUGGCGCCUGUGGGCGGGCUUCGGUGCCUCAGUAGUGGCUGUGUACGUGGUACUUGGCGUGAUAAGCCUGGUCUCCCUGAAAAGCGUCGUGCACUGUUGCCUAGAGCUUCAGGCCGGGGCCUCCUCAGAUGCCGACAAGCCCCGUCCCACCAGUUACAGCGGGCCCAACACGUCGUGCGCAAACUUCAAGGCCAGGUCUGUCUCUGGCCGCAUCGUGGGCAGCUUCUGGUGGAUCUUCUUGGUGCUGGUUUUCUCCGCCUACACGACCGAGCUGGCCUGGUACCUGAGGCCGAGGCAUGAGAUUGAGUCCUGGGAUCAACUGGACAGCACACAACUCAAGCAUAUGUGGGUGCCGACAGCAGCCACUAGGAGAUACCUUAUGAGUAAGCUUGACGAGAUGACCAAGAGGUUCCACAACCACAUCACCGAACAGGGAGGCCGCGAGGUGGCCUCACUUCGAGAAGCUGUGGAGAUGGUGCGCAGCAGCUCGCCUGGAAACCUGGUCGUUUUCGCCGAUGCGCUGGCCGCCGAGUACCUGAGCGGCCAGCCACCCUGCGACACCAGGGUCAUACGAGCGCGCCACCGCGCGUGGCACGUGGCGCUGGCCGUGGAAAAGAACGCCACCCUGAGAGAAACCCUUAACCGUGCCAUAUCGACUAUGUCUGAGACAGGGGAGUUGGACGAAAUCAAACGGAAGUGGUGGUCGACCAGAUGCAACAAGCCUCCCGAGGACGAGCCGAUAAAGCUGCGGCUCUUCCUUCCGGUCGCUCUCGCUAUGGCCGGGUUCAUACUGGAAGGCGCUGGUCUUGGUUUAGUGGAACUACUCGUGCGAGGCUGCAACAAACUUUGCAUCUGGACUUUCCGUUCGUGCCCGAUAUGGAAGAGCAGUGAAGUGCGCGGGAGAGCGGCGGCCGUCCGCUGUGCAGAUAGCCUGCGCGUGAACUCUGGGAGGCCAGGCGCCACUCACGCGUCGAGAAGCGCCGGCAUGGAGGGGCUGCUCGUCUCCGUCACCAUCCUCCUUGGCUUACAAUCUGUCCGCAUUGCCGGAGCUGUGAAAAUAGGUGUUAUACUUAAGCCCGACUUAAACAUAGUACAGUCCGCAUAUGAAGGAGUAAUGUACAACUACAGCAACAGCAACGUUGCUCAGGAGAUAAAAUUCAAGGUGAAGACAAACUUCGCCACACUGGAAGACACCGACCUUUUCUCCACCAGCAGAACACUGUGCGAGCAGCUGCGCACCAACGUGACGACAGUGGUGGUGUCGAGCACGUCCCACUCGUCACUGGCGCUGCAGUCCUUGUUCAAGAACACGAACGUACCGUACGUGGCCACCUCGUACCAGGAGCACUGCAGUGUCAACGUGGGCGGAAACCUGAACCUGCCGUCAGCUGACUCCCUGGGCGUCUCGCUGCUUCCCGACUAUUUGCCGGCCGUCUCAGAGAUGGUCGAUCACAUGCAAUGGCCCGGGUUCAUCUACAUCUACGACUCGGAGAACGGUCCCUCGAAACUGCAGCGGCUGCUGAGUCACACUUACCGUAAUCCGGUGACGGUGCGCUUCGUUAAGCGCAUCACAAACAGCAGCGACGCCAACGAUUUCCUCCGUAUGCUGGAGACUACGGACCGGGAGAGCCGCAAGCACGUGCUGCUCGACUGCCGCUUCGAUGUGGCCCGCAGAAUCAUCGUGGACCACGUGCGAGACAUCUACAUGGGUCGCCGGAACUACCAUUUCUUCCUCGUCAAUCCGGUUGUUAACGAGCUCACCUACGACAAGAUUCCCGAGUUUGCAGCAGUGAACAUCACUGCGUUGCGGCUCGUCAGCGAGGACGUCUCCCAGCAGUCGUCCAUGGAUCCCUCACAGGAGCUCAGGGAGAAAAGAAUCACGCUAGAAGAGGCGCUCAUUCAAGAUGCGGCGUCUCUGAUAGUGGAGACGUACAAGGGCCUGAAGCUGCGAAGCGUGGUGCCGCACCGGUAUUCGUACAUCUUUGAGGACCACGAGGACGACGAUUCGCUGGCAGCGGCGACCAGGAGAGACGGGGGCCCGUCGGCGGUGCUCCAGCCUCCACGGCUCGAAGCCGAGCUGCUCGAGGAAGGCGCCCAGGCGGUGCCGCAGUCGGACGCGCCGCACCAAGGCUGUGGAGAGCGGCCGUCGGUUCCGCAGGAACUUGGCGAGAUCAUCACUAAACAUCUUCGAGGGAGGAGCUUCCAAGGUCUGACUGGUCCUAUUCGUUUCACGAAUGACGGAUGCAGAAUUGACUACAAAGUGCACAUUGUUCAGUUAAACACCACGAAUGAGGCUUUCAAGGUGGCAGAGUGGUCAGACACUAAGGCGUUCGAACCAGUGGUUAAGCCCCUCCAACCUUUGGUCAACAUUACAGAGGAACUCAAUAAGGACCGCGUGUACCUGGUACAGAGUGUUCUGGACAAGCCGUACCUGAUGGUGAGGGACUCCAUUGACGGGCUGGAACGCACUGGCAACGAUCGGUAUGAAGGCUUCUGCAAAGAUCUGAUGGACGCCCUCGCCAGGGAGCUCCACAUCAAGUACGAGCUGAGGGCAGCGGAGGAGACCGUCUACGGCCGCCGAGACCACAAGGUUCAAGGUGGUUGGACGGGACUCAUCGGAGAAGUAGUGCGGAAGGAAGUGGACAUGGGCGUCGCCGCCACCCUGGUCAAGGCUGAGCGCCGCGAGGCGGUGGACUUCAGCCUGCCCUUCCUGGAGACCGGCACCGCGGCGCUCGUUCUGCGAACCGAGCCCGUGCUGGGCCGCGGCAUGCUCACCUUUCUGGCGCCCUUCUCGUUCGAGCUGUGGAUCUUCUUCGUGUCCGGCCUGGCCGUCGUCAUGCUCGUCAUGUUCCUCGUGAGCUUCUUCACGACGCGAGCCUCUGCUGCUGCCGAAAAGCCAGGAGUCGAGCGGCAUACGUCAGGCGCACUCUUCAAAAGUCUUUGCUACACGCUCGAGGCCUUCACGCCGCACUACAUUGAUUCGUAUUACGCCAGGUCCAUCGCCGGGCGGUUGAUCGGGAACGUGUGGUGGCUCUUCGUGGUGUUCGUGUUCUCUGCAUACACGGCCAGCCUGGUGCCCUUCCUCUCCACCGAGACGAUGCCCCGACGGCUCGCCACCGCCGAUGACCUCGCCGACCAGACGGCCGUCGAGUACGGAUUCACCAGGCAGUCAUCCGCCAGGAACUACUUCGAGAACCCGAACCUGAACUCUAGCGUGCACAAGCGCAUGUGGGAAGCGAUGAACAGCAGGCCCCACGUGUUCACCGCCUCGGACGGCGACGGCGUGGAGCGGGUGCGCUCGUCGAAGGGCCGCUACGCCUUCUUCAUGGACGCCAACAAGGCGGACUACAUUAGCAGCCAACGCCCCUGUGACACGGCCACGCUGGGAGAGCCUUUCGGCCGACGACACUUCGCCGUGGCGCUGCCUAAGGACUCGGCGCUCAGAAUGCCUCUUGAUGAAGCCAUUGCCAGGCUUACAGAAACUGGGGAGCUGUUAAAGCUAAAGAAAAAGUGGUGGACUGAGAAAUCUGUAUGUCAAGAAGUUUUCAGAAAGGAUGGCCUCGUGAUGACAUUAGAGAAUUUCCUGGGUGUAUUCUUCAUCCUCGGCGGAGGAGUGGCGCUUGGCCUCCUUGUGGGAUUCAUCGAGAUCGUGUACCGCGCGUGCGCGCGCAGUUCUUCAUGCACCAAGGGUGAAGAUGCAGCACCCACGGAAGAAGCUCAAAUACCCGAAAAGGAGUACAUCGACCAACCACUGGCCUGCGCGUAACUCUCCUGUUGGGGGCCGAAGCCUGAAUCUAUAACGUUGGUUCCGCUGAAGCCAAGACUCAGCAUUUAUCAUGCCAGUGUGUGCAGGAGGCCGGAAUUCUCUCCAGAAGUGUUUUUCUGAGCGAAAACUUAAUUUUCAUCCACA
Messenger RNA from Dermacentor andersoni, 6010 nucleotides. RefSeq names its product glutamate receptor 1-like. Lineage: Eukaryota; Metazoa; Arthropoda; Arachnida; Ixodida; Ixodidae. Gene Ontology annotation, cellular component: membrane. Gene Ontology annotation, biological process: monoatomic ion transport. The record is from RefSeq and is a predicted model, not a curated record. Gene Ontology annotation, molecular function: signaling receptor activity; ligand-gated monoatomic ion channel activity.